AUGAGCACUAUCAGCUCAUUGAUUGGUUUCCUUAACCACAUCUCAUGCCUGAAUCUUCAGACAAAACCUGUUGACCCUACAGUGGAUGGAGGUGCACAGGUGCAGCAGGUUGUGAACAUUGAGUGUGUGUCCGACUUUAUGGAAGCACCAAUCCUGAACAUUCAGUUCAGGUAUGGUGGAACAUUUCAAAAUCUUUCAGUGAAGUUACCCAUCACACUGAAUAAGUUUUUUCAGCCUACAGAGAUGUCUUCUCAAGACUUUUUCCAGCGUUGGAAGCAACUGAGCAAUCCUAAACAAGAAGUACAGAAUAUCUUUAAAGCAAAGCACCCAAUGGAUGCAGAGAUCACAAAAGCAAAGAUAAUUGGCUUUGGAUCUGCCCUGCUUGAGGAGGUAGAUCCCAACCCUGCUAACUUUGUUGGUGCUGGUAUUAUACAUACAAAAACUACACAGAUUGGAUGCUUGCUGCGCCUUGAACCCAACCUGCAGGCACAGAUGUAUAGGCUCACACUACGAACAAGUAAAGAAGCUGUAUCUCAGAGAUUAUGUGAAUUGCUGUCAGAACAAUUUUAAUUUUAACCAUGUCAUUGUUUUGUUUUUCCAUUUAUAUCAUUGUUAUCAUACUGCAAAUAAAUGUCUUGUACAUCACUGUCUGAGUACUGCAAUGUUAACCAAUACAAGCUCCCGCCAUAAUAGGACUUGUCCCUUGUUUGAAAUUAAGACUAUAAAAUGUACAGUAUGGGGAAGUGGCUUUUUAUAUUAAAAAUGGCUUUUGUGUGUGUGCAAAGGGUGGGAGAGCUGUCUUAUGCUCCAUUUUGCAGAGGUCAGGCUUUUAAAUUUAUUAAAGGGAAACUAAUUAGAUGUGAUAAGUGCGGAUUUCAACUGGAAGCGGCCAUAACAUUCUGCCAGCGCCUUUAAUAGGCGCACUCCCUCUGCUCUGAGCUAAAAGAAACCAAUGUAAUACUGCUCAGUUAGACUAAUUCAGAUAUUAAUGCAAAGCCAAAAUGACUGAGAGCAAUGAAAUCAAGAGUCAGCUUCUUGUUGCAUGGCUUCUGUUCUAAAUGAAUUUGUAAAUGUCUUGAAACUUUUGCCACAAGUUUUGGAUUGGAUGAAUUGGCAGAUUACAAGAUGUAUUUGAAUUUGGUUUAAGUGUACACUUAUGCUGAAUGUCACUGAUUUUUGUUACAUUUGCAAAAUACCACAGGACCAAACUCUUAAUCUUGUAAUCCUUUACCAUUUUCUUUUCCUACUUUUUGAAAAGUGGAUGCAACACAAAGGCUGUUCUUAAUCCUUCUGCUCAUCUCAAGUAAUGAGGUGAGCUUCUGUGGCGGGCGGUGAACCAGUACUUACACUUGUUUGUUAUUAGUCAAACAGAGGUUUUAAAAAGUCUGUUCUGUGGUUUGUUUCCCAUCAGAUUUAGUGAAUAGCAGCCCUGAUGAUGUGAUACAACUAAAUGCGGAGAGAAUGGGUUCUGAUCACUGUGGUAUUGUAAAAAUGAAAAAUAGAAGAGGGAAGAAACAGGCACUUGAAGGCUGUAAGGCAUGCACUUUUUUGCAGACACAAAUCUAAUUUUAAACAGUAUUCCCCCCCAGUGUACAGUCAUGACAGAACUUAAGUGGUGGAAUAGUUGAUACCUGAACAGUUUCUCUUCUGUCAGUGGUGAUGAAAAUAUCCAAUGUGGUGUAGGAGCUUUGUGUUGUUUUUUUUUUUUUUUAGAUUGAGAGUAGAAAGGCUGAAAAUGUUCAGUUUUUACAACCAAUGCCUUUCUAGCUUGUUCCACAUCAGCCAGCAAACUCUUUACAGAUUCUCUGCAGAAAUAAUUGGACAUAACUUUGGCUUACAUCCUUCAAGCCUUCAGAUGCUACUAAAGCAAGGUAGGUGAGGCAAUGCAGUUAGGAACUGUGGGCAGUUAUUGGCAAGGUAGUGCUGGUCAGGGUGAACCAAGAAGUCAGCUGCUGCUUGUGUUAAAAGUGAAUCUCAUAUCAGGACUCCCUGAAGGUUAUUUAAAGGAAGCCUGUGACUGCCUUUCAAUACAUACAACCCAAGUUUGCUCACGCAACUUAGAUACCAAGUAAUAGUAGUGAAGUUGAAACUGCACAUUUAAAUGAGGCUCCUGUCCCCAGGAUGCACUGGGCAGCAUGACAGGAGUCUACAUAGCUGGAUGUGCCUUGCUCCCCUCACCCUGCGCUUCGAGUUAAGUGAUAGAACUGUAUGAUUCUCAUUUGGUUCAGUUUAGGGCCAGUGAUGAUACUUGAAAGCCAGUGAAAAGUGAGGAACAAAGCUUUUUGCUCCAGCAGUGGUCAGAAACUAUGGAUAUUUUAACUGAAAGCUUGUCUAUAGACCAGGGAUUUCUGGAAGGUUGGUUUUUUUUUUUUUCUUGAGCAGUUGGGCCUUUGGUAGUCUUUCAAGUAGCUAAUCAAAGCUCACAUCACAGAAAUUGUCUUUGAAAAUCUUCAUAAGGAGAUCCUGAAGUCAGGUUGGGCAGUUUAAAAAAAAAAAACAAAACACCAUACUACUGAACCUCCUUGUGUAUUUUGUCUUUUGGACUUGAUAGGUCCCUUUAGUGCCAUGGUGUUGUCCCUGUGCUAUUGGCUGCUGCGUUAAAAAUCUGAUGUGCUGAACUAAGCUCUGCUAAAGGGAAUUUUAGCAGGGACAGGAGAAGAGCUGCUAUUUCAUCUUUUUUCAAAUCAUGUUGUACAUCCGUCCCUCUAAAAACAUUUUGUGCCCUCAUUAAAGGACAUCUUGAGACACACUGUACUACUUUAUUUCACUUAGCUUUGGUUCAAGCUGUGCUAAAAUGUGCAUUAAACAUCAAGGAGGGGGGUAAGGGGAAGUGUCUUUUGCAUAGUGGCUGUAUUAAGCUUAUGACUGUUCACAUUUUGUGUUAGAUGAUGUCAGCUCAGUGAAGCCAUGGGCAGAACAGUGAACAAACUAAGGACAAAUACUUGAUGGCUUUUGCUUUUUGGGUUUUUUGGAUUUUUUUGUGAAUGAUGGUUGAUUUACCAAAGUGAUGUAUCCUUUCAAGCAGACAAAGUAACUUUCUGCAGUAAACAGUGUUAUUGUUUUAAAGUACAGUAUUUUCAGGCGUUGACAUGUGAAAAUAAUUGAAUAGCAAGACAGAUAGCAUAUGUGCAUUCUUGACCUACACUCCAGUAUGUAACAUUUAUGGUGAUUGUCUUAUUUGUAUAAAACAAAGUUCUGUCAAAUUAAGUGGAGAAUUUUCAUAUAGAAGACUAUAUAUUAGACAAUAUAUUCAUCAGAAGAACAUGUGAAGAUUAAAUAAAUGAUUAGAACAGUAA
Struthio camelus australis is the source of this 3296-nucleotide messenger RNA. NCBI's taxonomy places the organism in Eukaryota, Metazoa, Chordata, Aves, Struthioniformes, Struthionidae. The record is from RefSeq and is a predicted model, not a curated record.